AUGAGUGAAUUUCUUAUACUAUGUCUCUAUAUCGAUGACCUCUUGAUAACUGGCAGCUGCAAGAAGGAGAUCAAAGACUUCAAAGGUGAUUUGAGAAAGGAGUUAGAAAUGGCUCACUUGGGAAAUAUUUCAUACUUCUUGUGUAUUGAAUUCUACAAGAGUAGUAAAGGCCCAAUGAUGCUUCAAAGAAGAUAUGCAAGUGAAUUACUCAAAAGAUUUGAGAUGGAAGAAUGCAAUGAAACUUUGACACCUACUGAACCAAGGCUGCAACCGUCGAAAGACUCAGAUGAAGAUGAUGUUGAUCUAACUAAGUAUAAAAGACUCAUUGGAUCAUUAAGAUACAUUUGUCUCAGAAGGCCCAAUCUAGCAUAUAGUGCAAGUAUUGUGAGUAGAUUCAUGCAGAAUCCAAAGGUAUCACACCUAUCAGCCACAAAAAGGAUACUAAGGUAUCGUAGAGGAACUCUCGACUAUGGAAUUUUGUUUCCUGCAGAAGAUGGAGGAAAAAAUGCAAACUAG
Molecule: messenger RNA, 516 nt
Organism: Lathyrus oleraceus (garden pea)
Lineage: Eukaryota; Viridiplantae; Streptophyta; Magnoliopsida; Fabales; Fabaceae
Exons: 1
Coding region: 1-516 (171 amino acids)
Source: RefSeq, a predicted model, not a curated record